Molecule: messenger RNA, 864 nt
Organism: Drosophila biarmipes
Lineage: Eukaryota; Metazoa; Arthropoda; Insecta; Diptera; Drosophilidae
Exons: 1
Coding region: 15-782 (255 amino acids)
Source: RefSeq, a predicted model, not a curated record
UCCCCGGUCAACACAUGAAUAACCAGAAUGCGCGUUGGGCGCCGUACGGCCUCGGGGGCGGAAGAGGCGGUGCCGAAGGCCAACCGCCGGAGGGGCCGGAGAUCAUAGUCAUCAACGAGCGGGAGCUGCGGGCGUUCAUCUUCCGAGUGUACCUGUCCACCGUCGGGCUGUGCCUCCUUUCGGCGAUUCCGUGGACCGUCCUGUCGGCGCUCGUGGUGAACGUGUACAAGGAUAUUCCGGUGCCGCCGUUCGUGUGGCUGCUAAUGUCCCUGAUCAUCCUCACGGUGCUCAGCUGCAUUCGGCAGACGCCCGCCCUGACCCUGUUCUGCUGGGGUUUGGUCCUGGGAUCCCUGUUCUUCGUCACCCUGUACGGAUCGUACUACAUGCAUCUGGUAAACGUGUGGGUCCUCCUGGUGGCCAUGGUGCUCGCCGGCGCCCUCCUGGCGCUGCUGCACCUGUACGGGGCCAAGAGUCCGGACAUUUUGCUGCCUAACCUCAUCUGCACCUGCUGCAUCUUUCUACUGGCCACCAUCACCAUGGUAGUGCUCCUCAUCCUCUUCCUGGUUAUCCACGACCUGCGCUACAUGCUCGGCUUCGCUAUUGUCUUCGUCAUCCUGAUCAUCUUCAUGGCUCCAUUCCAGGCCCGCUAUAUCUGUGGAAGGCUUCAGCAAGUGCCCUAUGGGGAGACCGCCAGCUCCGCCAACGGAAUCUACCUGCACUUCGUCUUCCUGCUCUGCUGCAUGCUGAUCUUUGUCCUUUACUACAAGUCCGUGAAUGCAUGAGAGGACGAGUCACGUUUUGGAUGUAGUCUAGUUGAAAAGUAUAUCUAAGAUGGUGUAUACGAUAAACAGAGAUGCAAUUUUA